AUGUCUGCACCGCCUCCCUCCCCGUAUUCCGUACCGGCUCUCUGGGUCACCGUGGUCGGUGGCAUUGGGGGGCCGUUCGGUCCGCGGGCCCCGGGGGUGUUGCACUUGGGGGCCGCCCACGGAGCAUUUGCCUUCGGAGGAGAACAAGGCGACGCGGCCGAAGGGGGAGGGUGGAGCCCGAGUGAGUUCGAAAACGGGGAUCUUGCAUACUACGUAGCGUCCGCCGUCGACGUAGGGCUGCUCCAACCCAUCCCCCAGGCUCGAAGAGGGGGGCCACGGAACUCCCUCUUGAAGGGCGGCGAACUGUUCGUCAGGCGUGUCCUUUUGCAGUCCCAUGAAGCUAAGACUUAG
Messenger RNA from Ilyonectria robusta, 351 nucleotides. RefSeq lists its product as uncharacterized. The coding region runs from base 1 to 351 and encodes 116 amino acids. Lineage: Eukaryota; Fungi; Ascomycota; Sordariomycetes; Hypocreales; Nectriaceae. The transcript has a single exon. The record is from RefSeq and is a predicted model, not a curated record.